AUGAGCCUUUUCUAUGAGAUCCUGGCGGGGGUGUGGGUGCGCAACGGGUUGCAGAUCAAAGGGCAAGCGAUGACGUACAUCCAGGCGAACUUCUGCAACUCGAUGGUCGAUAUGGAUAUUUACUGGCUGCAGAUCUGCGCCGCGCAUCUCCCCGCUGAUCAGUUUCUCGACAUGUGCAUCGAUAUGUUCGGUGUGCGCGAGUGGCUGAGCAUGACGCCGCUGUCGCCGGCGCAGGCCGCCGAGCAGGACGCCAUGCUGGAGGGGCUGCUCACCUUCCUCGCCAUACUCGUCUCCUCGCGCACCAACCUCGGCAACGACGAGCUGACGCAGUCACGGCUGGAGGUGAGCACGCUGCUGGCGGCGGGCGACAAGACGCACUCGCAGCUGCUGGAGCUCAUGCCCGAGCGCUCCGGCAACGCGCACACCAGGAACUUCGAGACCGUGCUUAAGGAGCUGUCUACAUACCGUGCCCCGCCGCGCGGCUCGGAGAACCUGGAGCAGGGACUGUUCGUGCCGCGCGCCGAGGUGUGGGAGCGGCACUACGACCCGCUGCACGUGCUGCGCCGCGCCGUGCACCGCCGUGACUUCCACGCUUCCAUGGACCGCUUCACCGCAUACGUGCGCGAGAAACAGAAGGCGGAAAGCGGUGGGGCUGGCAGCGGUACGGGUGGCGGGGCGGCGAGCGGCUCGGCCAGCGGCGCGGCGAGCGGCACGCUGUGGCCGCCGCUGCGCCCCGCGCUGCCCCCGCCUGCCGCCGCCGGGGACCCGCGUCGUAUCUGUCUCUCAGGUAAAACAUUAUAUGGCUAA
Parnassius apollo (apollo) is the source of this 807-nucleotide messenger RNA. NCBI's taxonomy places the organism in Eukaryota, Metazoa, Arthropoda, Insecta, Lepidoptera, Papilionidae. The record is from the annotation of a GenBank genome assembly.